AGUAACUGAAUUUCUGAUAAGACACGUUAGUGUUGUAGGUUAUAGUUUUAUUUUAAAAAUGAUGCGACCAGUUAGUUUCUGUUCUACAUAAUCUGAUACGAUAGGUGGCGGUAUUCCCCUUGAGCUAGUUUUGUAAUUGACCAUUAAAAACAAUGAAGAAGCAAAGGAAGCGGUUGCUAUUAGCAACAGAGCAACUGAAAAUACAGCGGAGUUAAAACAUAGCUUAGAAUUAGACUUUUUUCCUGGGGAUAUCAUGACGAGUCCGCGGAGAAAUGCUAAGGGUAUCCUUAAGGAAGAAGUAACCAAGAUGGAGGUACGUAAAAAAGCAUGUAGACAGUAUUCAACCUUUAAAUAAGAAUCCACAAAUCCUUGCUGGCGAAGACUCGACAGAGCAACAGAUGCUGCGGUCCAGGAUAGAUGAACAGUCUACUUUGAUCUGCAUAUUGAAGAAGAGAGCAGAUGAAAUACUUCUGCAAUAUCAAGCCCUGCAGAAAAUUAACUCUGAACUUGAAGACCAAGCGGCUCACUGCCAGACAAAACUGGACGCUGAAAGAGAAAGAGCAGCGAUGUUAAAAUCUAGAUUCACCGAUCUGUCUGGCAACAAUCAAGCAAUCAUUUCUUACAUGGAGGAACACAAAAACCAAAAUACUCAGCUGAAGCUGGAAAACAGGCGGCUGCAGAUGGAAAAUGAUUCACACUUUUCACAGAAGCUACGUGAUAAAGAUGUGUUGGUUGAAAAGCUUGUGCAAGAAAAUAAGCUGCUGAGAGAGAAAAGUUCGAUUAAUGAAAAGGAAUUCAGGGAGAAAUUAGCUGGAUGCGAGUCAAGACUCAGAGAACAAGCAGCCCAGCAUCAAGCCAAGGAGGUGUCCCUGCUGAAGGAGCUGCUUGAUGCUCAACAACAGCACAAAGAAGCUGCGGAAAGCCGUGAAGAUUUGAAGCUGAAACUUGCAGAAGCUGAAAAAGAGCACGAGUUGAAGGAAAUCAGCAUGAGAGAAACCAUAACAACUCUGACCAGAGAAAAAGGCAAAUUAUUGGAUAUGUCUAUAGAAAGAGGCAAAGCAAUCCAGGAGAAACAGGAAAAAAUCCAAGAGCUAGAAACAAAAUGGAAAGAGGAGGAAAAGGCCAAAAUUGAAGCUCAGGACAGAUUUGUAUCAGAGGCAGAAGCAGUAAAUAAAGACAGACGUGUGAAGUCCCUCCAGGCUGCUCUUGACAGUUCCUUGUCAGAGUUCCAGAAGCUGAACAAGGAUUUUGAUGCUUUCAAGGAACACAGCACCAACCUGCUCGCACAGGAGAAGGACUUAAAUCAAAAACUUCGCCAUAUCAUCGGCUAAAACACGGUUUUUAUUUCCAAUUCCUAAUAAAAAAAUACCUUUCAGCAAGAA
Messenger RNA from Girardinichthys multiradiatus, 1382 nucleotides. Its product is annotated as coiled-coil domain-containing protein 89. The coding region runs from base 399 to 1331 and encodes 310 amino acids. Lineage: Eukaryota; Metazoa; Chordata; Actinopteri; Cyprinodontiformes; Goodeidae. The transcript has 7 exons. The record is from RefSeq and is a predicted model, not a curated record.